UUUGUGUAAAAAAACUUUUCAAAAGAGAAAGAUUUUUUGUUAAUUUCUUUUUUUAAUUUUACUAUUAAUAGAAAAAGGAACUUAUCAACAGUCAGUCUUUUUUAAUCAUUAUACAUGUCUUCUAAUAUUAAUCGCCCUAAAAGCUUGGCGGGCAACAAAUUUAAACCUCCUACUCCUCUAAUACAGAAUAAAAAUGUAAAAAAAAGAGAUUCUUUUAGAGUUUAAUAAGAGAAUAAUUAUGACAAUGAUAUAAAUGAUAAUAAUUAAAGAAAUUCAAUACGACUAAAAUCUCAUAAGGGUAAUAUUGCAUAAAAUAAUAACGGUUAACUGACUGGCUACUAUAAUGGAUAAAUAUAAACUAAUAAUGAUGGCCUUUUAUAUUUUGGAGGAAACAUAGGAGGCUAGAAUUCUUCAAAGUCAAAUAAAAGAUUUUUCACCUCAAACGUUUUAAAUAGCCAAAAUUCUAAAGAAUACAACGAUCAAAUUACAGAUGAGUUUAACGAUAACAAUAUAGUUUAAAAAAAUUUAUAAUUACAACUUGAUGAAAUUAAUAAUGAAGCUUGCAAUAAUGUGCCAAAGCUGAUCAAAUAAAAUUUAAAUUCAAAAAACAACUCUGCUUAGAGUACUUCUCAAUCUUCAAGUACAACUCCUAUAUCAACAAAUGGAUUUUAACAGUCAGAUAAUAAAAAGUCUAAAUUGAAUGGCGCUCAAUAAGCAGGUUAAUCAAAAAGUAGUAAAAAAGGGGAAAAGUAUAUUUCAAUAAAGGACACUAUAGCAGCCUAUAAAGAAGUAGAAUAGAAACUUAUAAUGAAAAGCAACGAUAUUAAUGGAAGGCCUCCUUUAUUAAUAUCGACGAAUAAUCAAAUAGGAAUAUCAUCUAUUACUCCUUAAUCGAUUACAUCUAAUUAAGCAUAAAAUCAAUAAUUAUAACAAAAUUUAAUUAAUUCUAUCAAGUAGGUGUAUUCAGAAGAGAGAUUGAAUAUAAUAGGUUCUUCUUGCUAACAAUAAAAUAUUGACAAAAAAGGAAUACCUUUUGGUGUAAAUCUGAAUUAAAGACCGGGAUUAAAUAGUGCAGCUAAUAGUAGCUCUUCAACAACUCAUAAAAAUAACAAUCCACUUCUUAAUAAAGAAAAUUCUACGACAGGGUCAUCUUUUUAGAAUUCUAAUCAGGCGACAAACACUAUUUAUAAUUAUUUAGUUAAUCCUUCUGCUGCUCUUCCUCCUUCAAAAAUUAACAGUAUAAACGUUUUUAGAAUAAAAAAAUAAUAAUCUUCUACGAGAAGCAGCUAUAAUCAAUAAACACCUUAGUAAAAUAACUACUAUUAAUUAGAUGGAAAUAACAAUUUUUAUAUAUAAUAAAUUUUCAACUCAUAAAAAAGCAAAUAACAAAAUUUUUUAAACUAAGAAAGUGAUGAAGAAUAAAGUAACGAAAAAAAUAAUACUUCAUUCAACUGCUACGAUUCUAAUAACCCAAAAAGUACUACUCAAAAUCAAAACUAGUUAAAACAAAAAUAUUAAUUAGCACCACAAUCUUAGAUCACUGCAGAUGAAUUUAAUUAUUAGGACUCUUCUUAAUUAGAUAAAAAUAGCUCUAAAUUGAUAGGAAGUAAUAGGUAUAUUCAAAAUAACAGAUAAAUUUUAAGUGCAUAAAGACCUCCUAAAGGAUAAAACAAGUCUGCUGCAGCCACGAACUAGAAUUCGACUAAUAACACUUCCUCAAUGCAAUUAAAUGAAAAUAAAAAAAUUAGAUUUUCUCAUGCUAAAAGAAAUUCAGAAAAAUUUACAGGAAAUACUAUUAAUACCUAAUCUAAUUGGUCUCCAGAAGCAUCUAUCUGUUAAUAAGAUGAUGCUAGCUCAGAUGAAAUUUAAUUAUCAUCAAAAUCAAAUAGAAGCUAAUCAAGUUAAAGUAAACCAAAUAAUUUUUCUAGUGUAGACAAAAAUGAAAAAGGAAAUUUAUAAAGUGAGAAUAGUUAGAGCAAUUCAUAUUCAAAAAAUACUGAUACAAACUAAAGUUUACAAAAAUCGAGUCUACUACUGAAAAUUUAAAAACAGAAUGAGCAUUGCUCUCAAAUCUUAUCCACAAUAAAUACUGCAGAAAUAAAACCUUUAUACUGGAAAUCUUAAGUAAUUGAUGAUAUAGCCAACACAGAUUAUGAAAGAAAUAUUUUAAUUUUAAAAGCAGAAAAUCUACUUUUUGGAGGUUUUACAUCAGAAUCGUAUUGGGAAAAAAAAGAUAAUUAAGGACAGAUCAACGGGAAUGGAAUUUUUGGUGGUAUGAUAAAUUUUAAUGGAAAUAGCUCAAAUAAUAUUAGAUCUACCUAUUUAAAUAAUGGGAAUAGUGGGUAUCAGGGAGACAUAUACAGUAAUAAGUUAAACGAAAUAAAAAGAAUUUUAAGAACUCUGUCUAAACAUUACCUUAUAUUUUUGCUAUUUAAUAGUUGCAGUAAGAAAGUCAGAGACUUAGUCAGCUUUAUGAUAAAGUAAAGCUUUUCUUUUGAUGGUGCUUAUUACACAUACAAUCCUUAAUCAUAUAGCAUUUAUUCCAAUAAAUGUGUUAAUUUACAGUAAAUUAUAAUUGAUUAUAAGCUUCAAAGCAAGGUCAAUAAAAUAAUAAUAUUUGAUGCAGUUCCUUCAAAUUUUUAAGCAAAUCUCAAUCAAAGCUAAUUUCAGAGAAACAACUUUAGAACGCCAGCAUAUUCAACCCAUAAAAAAAGAAAUUUAUCUUACUAACCUAUGAGAAGCAAGAGUGGAGUUAUUAAUACAGAAUCAGAGCCCUACCUUGCUAAGGAUUAAUUUCAAAUUGAAUAGUCAAUUGAAAAAGAUGAUAUUAUUAAAUCAGCUCAAAAUUAAAAUUGCUUCAAACUAAAAAAAGAGCUACAUUUUUAAUUAUUAUAAGAAUUCAUCCCUAAAUUUGAAGAGAAGAUUAUUGGAAAAGCAAAAGUUGUUUUAUUUAAAUAAAGAAUUAAUCCUAAUCUUUUAUAGGCUAAUCAAAAGAAAGUUUUAGAAGUUGCUCUUUCCUUUGUAGAUCCUCGAAUUAGUUCAUUUUCAAACAAUUUAUAUUUUUUAAAUCUAGAUGUAUAAGAUGUUACAGCCUAAGCAUAUGAAGAAGGCUUACUUAAUCAUAGAAAAAGGAAUUUCUUAAAAGAAAUAAACAAAGUUAAGUAACAAAACAAAAACACAAAAGAAGUUAUUGAAUUAGAUAGUGACAAAGUUGCUGAAAAUUUCAGAAACAGACUAAUCGAAUACAUGAAAUCAACUAACAAAUAAAUACAUAAUUUAUAUUAUUUAGUUGGCGAUUUAGUUGUUAGAAAUAGAAACAUUUUCCAAAAAUACUAUACUGACCCUUUCCAUUGCAAAAAGAAAAAUGUUGAUAAUCUUCUCUAGCUUGAUAUGCUGAGGUAUAAGCCUUUUCCAAAAUUAUCUAAGCAAAUGUAUUUUAGAGGUAAAUAAGCCUAAGAUUAUUAGAAUCUUAUGAAGUAGCUACCCUAAAAAAAUCCAUACGAUAUUUUAUUUUUCCCAGAAGAAAAUAUCAAUAAUCCAUAUUAAUAGAAGCCCCUUGAAAAUAGUUAAAUUAUUACAAGCCAAAAAGAUUAAAAUAUUGAGACUAUUUCAUUAGAUGUGAAGCAAUCUCAAAAUAAUUAGAUUAAAGAAAUUAAUGAAAUAAAUAUCAAAAAGAAAUGUACAGCUAUAAGUUAUAAUUUACCAUUUAGCAUAUACUUAUGCAUGGAAGUUUAAAUUUGA
Molecule: messenger RNA, 3741 nt
Organism: Tetrahymena thermophila SB210
Lineage: Eukaryota; Ciliophora; Oligohymenophorea; Hymenostomatida; Tetrahymenidae
Exons: 1
Source: RefSeq, a predicted model, not a curated record